This is a messenger RNA of Chaetura pelagica (chimney swift), 1446 nucleotides long. It is a transcript of the gene FRS3, whose product is annotated as fibroblast growth factor receptor substrate 3. Gene Ontology annotation, biological process: cell surface receptor protein tyrosine kinase signaling pathway. Lineage: Eukaryota; Metazoa; Chordata; Aves; Apodiformes; Apodidae. The record is from RefSeq and is a predicted model, not a curated record. Bases 1 to 1446 code for a protein of 481 amino acids. The transcript is spliced from 6 exons. Gene Ontology annotation, cellular component: cytoplasm.
AUGGGGAGCUGCUGCAGUUGUCUGUGCAGAGACAGCAUCCCAGACAACCAUCCCACCAAGUUUAAGGUGACCAACGUGGAUGAUGAAGGGAACGAGCUGGGAUCUGGGAUCAUGGAGCUGACCCAGAUGGAGCUGAUCCUGCACACGCACAAGCGAGAUGCUGUCAGGUGGCCCUUCCUCUGCCUGCGCCGCUACGGAUACGACUCCAACCUCUUCUCCUUCGAGAGCGGCCGGCGCUGCCAGACAGGGCAGGGGAUCUUUGCCUUCAAGUGUUCCCGAGCAGAGGAGAUCUUUAAUCUGCUUCAGGACCUGAUGCAGUGUAACAGCAUCAAUGUUGUGGAGGAGCCUGUUGUCAUCACCAGGAACAGUCACCCCACGGAACGGGAGCUGUCCAGGAACCCCCAGGCAUCCAACAGCCUGGGGUACACUGUCCCAGGAUUUCCCAAUGGAUUUCCCAGCUUCCCUGGAGAAACCCUACCAUACUCAGCAGCCCACCACCCCUCUGUGAGCAGCCUGAGACAUUCCUCUGUGGGUGAAGACUCUACUCAUGCCCUCAUUGGCCCCGAGGAGCAGUCCCACACCUACGUCAACACGGCCAAUGGUGAUCAGGAGCUGAGGGGCCAACAUUGUAUGCACUCCUUGCCUGAAGUCCACCCUCCUUUCCCCCAUAGGAACCACAGCUGCUCCCUGGAAGACCGAAAUCCCCAGGUCUUUCUGCAGCCAGGGGAGGUUAAGUUCAUCUUAGGUCCCACCUCCAACUACAGACACAUCUGUCGGCAUCACCGGGAGCACACGACCUGCUUCUGCCCCCCCAACAACAACAACAACGAGUGUGAGGAGGACUGCCCUUCCCCCCAGUGUGUCUAUGAGAAUGUCAACGGCCUGCUGCCCCCCAGCACCUCCUCCUGCCACCGAGGUGGCUGCUUGAAAAUCCCCCGGGAGGACUCAGGCUUCCCGGGCUGCCCCCAGCGCAGGGCGGCCUUGCUGCACUACGAGAACUUGCCAUCGCUGCCCCCGCUGUGGGAGCUUCACCCCGGCGGCUGCUCUGAGGCAGGUGAAGAAGAUCCCCUGCAGAACUACAUGAACUCGGAGAAAACCGCCCUGCACAGGGGCCACGGCCGGCGGCGCGGGGGAUUCUUGUCCAAACCCCGGCGCGGCUGCGUCCCCAACGUCUUCAGCUUCGACUUCCCCCGGCCCUGCCCGGACCAGCCCCGGCAACUCAACUACAUCCAGGUGGAACUGGAGGCUGAGCCACUCAAGGGACACCAGAACCCACCUGUCCCCCGUGUCCCACCUCCUGCCACCCACGAAACCCGCCGGACGGACUCCUACGCCGUCAUUGACCUCAAAAAGACAGCGGCCAUGUCCAGCCUGCAGAGGGCCCUGCCCAGGGAUGAUGGGACCUCGCGGAAGACUCGACACAACAGCACUGACCUGCCUCUGUGA